CCAGGCACCGAUUUAUCCAAUGUUGCGCAGGUUUGACGGCUUGUGGACAUGUCAAUAUUGAUGUGUUGCAAAUUUCGAAAUUAGUUUAAGCAUUACGAAUUGGUGAAUUAAACAUUUCAUUCCGCCACCCUCAACAACCAAAUCCGAUUCAAAUGCGUCCGAGAACAGCUGGACUAUUGUUUUUUGUUUUCCUAACCUCAAACGACUUCGGUGUUUUCGGCGAACAAAGUAAACAAUCGACGGUGGGGCCAUGCAAAGCCUGCAAAAUAUUCGUGGACUCCUUCAAAAAGGGCAUGCAAAGAACUGAGAAGGGUAAGUUCGAAGGCGGUGACGCAGCCUGGGAAGAGGAGAAACUGAAACCGUACAGAAACAGCGAACUAAGACUGACUGAAAUACAGGAGAAGCUCUGUCACGACGUGACCGACGGCAAGGACCAAUGUUUUUCGCUGAUCGAGAAGUACGACCCUGAGUUGGAGGAGUGGUGGUUCAAGAAACAAGAAUCCAACCCAGACCUGUUUAGUUAUUUAUGUAUUGACGUAUUUAAAGUAUGCUGUCCGGACUUGCACUACGGUCCGGACUGCACACCUUGUCCAGGGUAUCCAGGAACAAUAUGUUCUGACAACGGGAAAUGCAGGGGUGCUGGCACAAGGAAAGGCAAUGGCACCUGUCUGUGUCAACCAGGUUAUGCUGGGGAUAUGUGCGGUGAGUGUGCUGAAACCUACUUCCAAUCUUACAAGGAUGAGAAGAAGAUUCUGUGCUCCAAGUGUCAUCAAGCUUGUGAUGGCCCAUGCACCAAAGCAGGACCCAUAGGUUGUAAAAAGUGUGCUGCUGGUUGGAUUCAGGAGGAGAGCAAGGGUUGUAUAGAUCUGAAUGAAUGCGCUGCCAAAAAGUCACCUUGCAGUCCCCUGCAAUUUUGCGUCAACAACGAAGGCAGUUACCGAUGUUUGGAAUGUGAUAGGGCCUGUCUGGGAUGCACUGGUGAUGGUCCAGAUAUGUGCCUAAGAUGUGCCAGUGGAUACACAAAGCAAAACAACAUCUGCGUCGAUAGUGAAAACGAGAGCAGAAUGAACCGUGUUUUGUACUCGAGGUAUAUUACUUAUGCAGGUUUAUGUAUUGCGACCUGCAUAAUAUUCCAGAAGAAUGUCGUGGUAUCGGGGGUGAUUGGAUUGGCGGUGGCUGCGUAUAUUUACGCGUCUGAAUACAUGUUGUCUACUCCCCCAACACCUGACGCAAACGCUCUACAAGAUCAAUUGUCUAAGGUAUUUUCUUAAACGGGUUUAUACAAGCCAAAAAAUGUUCUACCAAAUAAAUACAUAGUGUUUACUAUCUAAUCUUCCCCCUGAGAACUUUUAUUUAUUUUUUUAAAUGUCUUGUAACACUUAUUUAUUUUAACAGUUUUAUCCAAGUGUGGAAUCCACCCAAUCUUUUAGUUUAAUUCAAAUGGGUAUUAACUAUUGUGAUCCAUUUUUGUUUUGUAUGAAAUAUUGUGAUUUUUUCAAUUGUUAAUAAAAAAAUGUAUGUCA
Aethina tumida (small hive beetle) is the source of this 1523-nucleotide messenger RNA. RefSeq names its product cysteine-rich with EGF-like domain protein 2. Lineage: Eukaryota; Metazoa; Arthropoda; Insecta; Coleoptera; Nitidulidae. The record is from RefSeq and is a predicted model, not a curated record. Gene Ontology annotation, molecular function: calcium ion binding. The transcript has 4 exons. Bases 153 to 1271 code for a protein of 372 amino acids.